AAAAUAAAAUAAAAAGGGAGCCCCGAGCGGCAACAAGCCAAUAUACACAAACGCCUCUCGCCGACCUCCCUCACCCCCAGAUGCCGGCCACGGCCAGCGGCGGCGCGCGGGCGGAGGAGGCAGCAUCCACGCCUUCGGACUCUUCCUCCGCGCCUUUCUGCAUGGGGACGAGGCCGGAGGAGCUUGCGGCCAGGCUGACCGCCGGAGGUCCCGGCGGCGUCAGCGGACCAGGAGGAGGAGGAGGACGCGGAGAGGGAGGGGAGGGGGAGCACGAGCGGGUGCUCGCGCUGCGCGAGAUCAAGAACCAGAUCAUCGGGAACCGGACCAAGAAGCUCCUCUAUCUCCGCCUCGGCGCCGUGCCGGCUGUUGUCGCGGCGCUGGCUGAGCCUGGCGCGUCUCCGACCGUGCUCGUCCAGGCGGCUGCUGCGGCGGGGAGCUUCGCUUGCGGCGUAGACGAUGGCGCGCGGGCCGUGCUUGCUGCUGGCGCCGUGGGGCACCUUACGCGGCUCCUCGCCCACCCGGACGACAAGGUUGUCGAUGCAUGUGCUCGUGCUCUUAGAAUGAUAUAUCAAUCAAAACAAGCUCCAAUGUUAGAUGUCAAUAAUGAGAAAAAUAUGGACUUUCUUCUUUCCCUUUUGGACAGCGAGAACGAAAAUGUUACUGAGCUGGCUGCUAAUAUUAUAUCAUACUCUUGCGAUGACAAUACAGAACAAUUAGCACUAUGUGGUGCUGGAGUUCCACAGAAACUUGUUAGUCUUUUUGGAGGUUCUAUGAAUCUACGGGAUGCUUGUUUAGAAUCUAUGACUGCAGUCAUAAGAAAUAACUGGGAAGUUGCUUCAAGGUUUGCAUCAAUGGAUCAUGGAAAAGCUUUCCGUUCAAUAGUUGGGUUAAUGCACGAUCGGAGCCCGCGCACAAGGCUACUUGCUUGUCUGUGCUUGAUUGCACUUGGUCAUGCUUCUCCCUGUCAUUUUCCGGACAGACAAAUUAAAACGAAGUUGAUUCUGGUCUUACUUGAGCUCAUCGAAGAACCUGGUCAUGUGGGAGAUGAGGCUCCCUUGGCACUAACUACUCUUAUAAAGGACAGUGUGGAACUGCAGAAACAAGCCUUUUCAACAAAUGCAGUUGCGAAGCUUAGCAACCAUUUGUUAGCAAAUACAUUGGAGACAAGGCGGGCAGUGACCAUAUUGCUUGCUUUAGCUGAACUUUGCUCCAAGCAAGAAGAGUCGAGAUCUCAACUUAUGUCAGGCCAGGUAUCAACCUUGAUACUUGAUGCGUUGAAGCAUGAUUGCGCGGAUAUUCGUGUUGCAGCAUGUUCAUGCCUGAAGAAUAUUUCUAGGUCAUCGAAGGUGCUUAGUGCAGGCCGCUUAUCCUGUGAUACAGUUAUUGCCCCCUUAGUCCAGCUUUUGUAUGACUCAUCUACUUCAGUUCAGAUUGCUGCCCUGGGUGCUAUUUGCAACAUUGCAGUGAAUUUAACACCCAGGAAAUCAGUUCUUCUUCAUUCUGGGGUCGUCUCCCAACUUGUUCAUUUAUCAAAGUCGAUGGAUCCAGCAUUGAGACUAAAAUCUGUGUUGGCUCUUAGGAAUAUUAUGUUCCUUAUGAAACCGAAGGAUAAAGACCUCAUUCUGAAGGAGCUAACCGUAUCUACUCUCUCAAGCCUCAUAUGUGAUUCUGAACAUUCUGUUCAGGAACAGACCUUGGCGCUGGUACAGAAUCUUCUUGAUGGAUAUGUGGACUCUGUUAACUACGUCAUUGGUGAAGAUGGCAUGGUUAUAAAUGCAAUCUCAAGACAAUUGAACAGUGCAUCUGCCACAGGAGUUUGCAUCCAGGGUAUGUUGGUGCUUGCAAAUAUGGCAGCUGGGGAUGAAUUAAACAAGGAAGCUGUAAUGGAUGUUACUGUUCCUCACCGAGCAGAUCGCAUGAAACCAUCUUUUGUGGUCAACUUUCUGCAGAGCAAGGAUAAACAAUUGAGAGUUGCAACCUUGUGGUGCAUUCUGAACUUAAUUUACCCAAACAGUGAUUCUUCAUCUACUCGAGUAGCCCGAUUCCAAAAUGCUGGUGUAAUUUCACAAGUAAAAAACAUGAUAAAUGACCCCUGCUUGGAUUGCAAGCUUAGAGUACGCAUGGUGCUUGAGCACUGCUUAGACAAUGCCGUGUCCGGUUUCAUGUGAUGGGUCGGCAAGCCAUUGAAGUUUACGGAACACCAUACACCAUACAACAAUCGGGCAAAGGAAAGCUGGGCAUGCUUGGCACCGCGAUGCAUGCUAUGAGCGUGAAGUCAUUACUAGUCUGUCCUUGUAUUGAGCACAUCACUGUAAUUUUUCCUCACGAGAACUCGAUGACAACUGGUUUCUGUUGCGGAAAGGCUGGCAAGCCCCUUGUUGUAAGUUUGUAAGCAUCCCACUUGGAGAACAUGAGUUCGUGAGUAUGCCACCUUGAGAACCUGAGCUGCUUGCUUGCGACCUGAAGGUGAUAUCCACCAGGUCCAGAAAAUCCCAUUUUGUAGUGCCACAAGAACCUUUGGUUGUGUUGUGAUGAAGAGUUUAUAAUCGAUCCACCGCUGUUGCUGUUGUAAA
Molecule: messenger RNA, 2573 nt
Organism: Hordeum vulgare subsp. vulgare (domesticated barley)
Lineage: Eukaryota; Viridiplantae; Streptophyta; Magnoliopsida; Poales; Poaceae
Product: armadillo repeat-containing protein 8
Exons: 8
Coding region: 81-2168 (695 amino acids)
Biological process (GO): proteasome-mediated ubiquitin-dependent protein catabolic process
Cellular component (GO): GID complex
Molecular function (GO): protein binding
Source: RefSeq, a predicted model, not a curated record